AUGAUACCGAGUCACAGAUCCGCCUCCCAGCUAUGGGCCAUUGCUCGGCGGAAGCUCUUUACUAGACGAGAGCCCAAGAGCAGCGAGCAUGACUACCCACAACACCGCUCCUUUGACUCUGUUUCCUCUUCUUCCUUCAGCGAACACACCGACGGCUUCUACAAGUACUCGUUGGAAGUUCUCCAACAGAGUGACGAAGAAUACAGAGAUACGGUUGAGAGCAGGGGAAUGCGGUCUUCGGACAGUACCGGGAUGUCUUACACGUCAGCUCGAACGGCCCCUGCCGAGUUUCCCUUCUCUCCUUACGCCGUCGGCGCUGUCGAGUGGAAUUCUGCCUCGGGUUAUGUCAAGAAUCUGGAUGAUGCGCAGGGUCAUGACGUUUCGUCCUGGAAAAAUAGUGUGUUGGCUGUAUACGUGAGGGUGUACACCGUCGCUAAAGUGGUCUUCAUGUCUUUCAUCCACUAUGGAAUUGAAUUGGAUGGAUUUAACGGCGGCCUAAUGGUUUGCAUCAGGGACGUAGAAGAUGCCAUCGCGUCCACAAAGAUUGCUCCCUUGGUUGAAUGUGUCGAGAAGUUGUACCAUGCUCUUUAUGCAAGGCUUGUGAUGGAGCUUGUCGUUGUCGACUUAUGCUCUUGCUUCAAGAUUGAAGUUUCCCGCGUUUCUUCGCAUAACAACUUCAUGCUCCCUGAGCCACGCCACUUGUACAACAUAUUCCUGGCUUGCAAGCAAGUUCUCGACAGCUCGACAGUCUGCAGAUUCUUUAAGAAAGACUUUGUCCAGAACUAUCAGGCUACGUUCAUCCACCGCGCUGUAACAAAGCUCAACAGUAUGCCGUUUGUGAUGGACGACCUUAUUGGAUAUCGUCGAUUCGCUCUUGGGAUUAUCGACAACCCGGAUUCUCCAUUUCGCCAGAGGUGGGCUGGGAGUGGCCUGAUCUAUCAUAUGCCACCGCCAAGGGUCCUGAUCGUUCAUUCUGAGAAAUACAUGUCUUUCACCCCAAGACAGACUUAUCAGUUUAUGAUCCCACAACAGCCCCUCCCCUUCAUUCAGCGGCACAAUGCCGACCCAACAUUCAUGGAAAAUGCACGUACAUCGGACCACCGGCAGGCUGCGCUAGCCAUGCUUGAAGGCAAGACUGUGGGGGAUCUUCGAAACGAGGGCACCAUUCAGCAGCUGAUAGAAUACGCCAAAAGGAGAAAACAUACAACCCUACUAAGUGAUAAUAUGGGCCAUCUGCAAGCCAAUGCUAGCUCGUGUUACAUGGUAGUAGUAGUAUGGCUGCAUUUUGAUGUGGGGGGGGGAUGUGAUGGAUGUAAUGUCAAGUUGUCAGGUGGGGCGCAGGUGACCGGGGAUGGGGCAAGUUGGUCAGAAGUUGGCCGUGGUUCGCAAGUCUGGCAAGAUUUUCAUUUGGCUCUGGCCGAAAUUCAGCUCCCCGAAAGAGUCUGUAUCUGCGCCUGUGUGGGAUUUCCGCCCGGCACAGCAAUCUCUGGGAAACUUUUAGCGGGCAUGGUGCCCAAGACUGUUGCUAGUUCGACAGGUUGUUUAUCAUUCAUCUUCUCCUCCUCUUCUCCUCUCGCUUCGCCGGUAAUUAGACGCAGCCCACUGUGGAGCGCUCAUUCCGGGGCCCCCAGCAUUUGGGUGCGACGAUAUCGCGCCGUCUGGCCUUCCUACGGCAUCACCACUCCCAUCCCGGAUCCUAAUCCACAGUUCCCCAUCUCCCGUUCGCCUUUCUGCUUCCAGACAGGCUAUGCUCUCUGCGCCAAACGGCCCUCGCGUCCCUUCCCCCCACCGUUCCUGUCUCCGCCCUCUUCCUCCUUUUCCGACCCGCUGACCACCCACUACCUGAGUCAGGAUAAGAGAUUAUCCGUCCGGGGGGAUCUGGUCCGCGGCCUGAACAACGGCGACGAUGCUGUUUUAGUGGCGGAGAAUUACCUCGCCGUGAACGAUGGGGUCGGGGCGUGGGCAACCAAGCCGAGAGGUCAUGCUGCGCUAUGGUCUAGACUGCUCCUCCAUUUCUGGGCUUUGGAAGUCGAACGAGACCCCAAUGGACAGUCCGAAUUAGAUCCCAUCGGCUAUCUUCAACGAGCAUACGAGGAAACCAUCCGGGCAACGACUUCCCCAGGUGAAUGGCUGGGAACUACCACAUCGGUCACAGCGUUACUGCAUUGGAAGCGCGAUGCUACGGGGAACAUACGGCCCCUGCUCUACGUGACCAAUAUAGGUGACUGCAAGGUCUUUGUCAUCCGACCUAGCGAGAAGAGAAUCCUCUUUCGAACCAAGGAACAAUGGCAUUGGUUUGACUGUCCUAUGCAGCUGGGCACAAACAGCGUCGAUACUCCUCGGAAGGAUGCAGUCCUUUCAUUGGUUGAUAUGCAGGAGGAUGACCUCGUGGUGGCCGUGUCAGACGGCAUCCUGGAUAAUCUCUGGGAGCAUGAGAUCCUGACUAUUAUCCUAGAUAGUCUGGAGAAGUGGCAGCAAGGACGUCAUGAAGAUAAGGACUCGGAGUGGGCGCCCCCGGCUGUAAUGGCGGACGAGCAGAUGGUGUUUCUAGCCAGGGAGCUGCUCAAAUCUGCUCUGGAGAUUGCUCAGGAUCCCUUUGCCGAGAGUCCGUACAUGGAGAAGGCGGUGGAUGAAGGACUGGCCGUGCAGGGUGGGAAAAUGGAUGACAUCAGUGUGGUAAUCGGUUCUUGCAGGAGGAGGCAGUAG
Messenger RNA from Aspergillus niger, 2706 nucleotides. RefSeq lists its product as uncharacterized. The record is from RefSeq and is a predicted model, not a curated record. The coding region runs from base 1 to 2706 and encodes 901 amino acids. The transcript is spliced from 7 exons. Lineage: Eukaryota; Fungi; Ascomycota; Eurotiomycetes; Eurotiales; Aspergillaceae.